This is a messenger RNA of Prosopis cineraria, 2591 nucleotides long. RefSeq names its product YTH domain-containing protein ECT3. Gene Ontology annotation, cellular component: cytoplasm. Lineage: Eukaryota; Viridiplantae; Streptophyta; Magnoliopsida; Fabales; Fabaceae. Gene Ontology annotation, biological process: mRNA destabilization. Gene Ontology annotation, molecular function: mRNA binding. The transcript has 9 exons. The record is from RefSeq and is a predicted model, not a curated record. The coding region runs from base 475 to 2193 and encodes 572 amino acids.
CCUCCUCUGUGUAUGCAUGUCUUCUUUUCUCGCCCCUCUCUUUGAUUCUCUUUCUUUCUUUUUUGGAGGCUCCUUUAAAUAGGCUCUCUUUUCGACGCCAUAUCCUUCGAGAAAACAACUCAUAAUCUUUUGAAGGAUAUCGACGGAGGCUUAGAGAGUGGUUCUCGGCGUUUCCGCAUCUCCGAUUUAGGCGGCAAUUGGAUAUUUCUGCUUGUUUUUCUCGGGGCCCUGAAAUCUCGAGAGCAAAAGUAGAAAAAGAGAAGGAAGAGGAAAAAAAAAAAAAUCUAGACCUAGGAUUUGUUUGUCUGAAAAUUUCUUGUUUUUCUUUUUCAAGGGCAAGAAAGUUUCGAGUUGUUUUCUUUAUGUGGAGGACCUGAUUGGAGCGGAGCUUUGCUGUGUCAAGUAAAUUAGAUUAAGCGAUACAAGGAUUUUGGUUGGAAUUGUGGAGCUGAGAUUCUGUUGAGUAUCUAUUCAAUGGCUGCUCAAUUGCAAAAAACUGCAGAUGAAAUGAAGCGGAAGAAGCUUCACGUUGAAGCUUCCCCUGCCGAGCUCACCAGUUCCAAUCUGGUUCCAUCCAAGCGUGCAAAUUCCCCAUCUGAUGCAACUUCAUGUAUAUCAUCUGUGGGGGAGGCCCCAGGUAGCGUUAAAGGAGACGUGGAUCAGGAGCACUUGGUUACAGAUCAAGGUGUUCAAUACCCUGCCAGUGGCUUUUAUGGAUACUACUAUCCAGGUUAUGGCGGUUCCUAUGGAGAUAUAGACAAUCAAGGGUACUAUGUAGGUGCUGAUGCAGGGGAACUCCAAUAUCCUGUCAUGCAAGCAGAUAAUGGAUCUUAUGUGUAUCUCAUGCCAGGAUAUCAGACUGGCUACUCUUCGUACUUUCCUGUGAGUACAAUUGGUGCAGAUCAGCAGUAUGUUGGUCAUAUGUAUCCUCAUGGCUCCAUCUUUGAACAACCAAUUGCUUCACCUGGGUAUUAUUCAGCUCCUCUGUCAUAUGGGGAUCUUGUGCCAGUGCCCUACUCAUUUGAUUCAUAUCCAACUACACAAGAUGGAUUGCACGCAAAUGCUUAUAGCGAAUUGGCUGGAAAACCAAUUGGGAAACCUAAUUUAUCCUCCCAAAGUCAUUCUGGCAGUCUUGCAUCAAAGCCCGUGUCUCAUUCUAGCUUGAGCCACCCAUUGGAAGUAAAGAGUUCUGCACCAUUAAAAGAUGUCUCUUCUGGUCUUGCUAAGCGUAACCAGAUAAAACCAUUAAACAAGGCACCGGUUGGUGGUGCAAUCCUUCAUUCAGAUGUAAUUGCAAAGGGCUGCUUGCCUAUUACCAAGUUUCCGACAUACAAUCAAGGAAAGAGUGGACUACUCUAUUCAAACAACUUGCUUAAUGUGAAAUCGAACACCAAGGGUUGGGUUGGCACAGAAAAGUAUAAAUGGAGAAGCAAGGUCAGUGGUUCAAUUGAUGAGCAGAAUUAUGGUCCUAGAACAGUUAAUGCCAAAGGUACAUUAAUGUCUGGAGGUAUUCCUGCUGGAACCCUGGCCACAGAUGGGAGUGGAAAUGGCCAGAAAAACUCUUUGGUCAGGAUGGAUCAAUAUAACCUUCCUGAUUUCCCAACUAAGUAUGAUCAUGCAUUUUUCUUUGUCAUCAAAUCAUACAGUGAAGACGAUAUUCAUAAGAGCAUUAAAUACAAUGUGUGGGCUAGUACUCCUAACGGGAAUAAGAGGUUAGAUGCCGCAUACCAGGAAGCACAAAAGCCGUUGGCAGAGAAAGGAAGCAAGUGCCCAGUGUUCCUUUACUUUUCGGUCAAUGCCAGUGGUCAGUUUUGUGGAGUAGCUGAGAUGAUUGGACGAGUUGAUUUCAACAAAAAUAUGGAUUUCUGGCAACAGGAUAAAUGGAGUGGAUAUUUCCCCGUAAAAUGGCAUAUUAUAAAGGAUGUCCCAAAUCCUCAGCUACGACAUAUAAUACUCGAGAAUAAUGACAACAAGCCCGUGACAAAUAGCAGAGACACGCAAGAGGUGUAUUAUCCCCAAGGUAUUGAAAUGCUUAGCAUAUUUAAGAACUUCGUGGCUAGGACUUCCAUAUUGGAUGACUUUGAAUUUUAUGAAAGCCGUCAGAAGGUCAUGCAAGAGAAGAAAGUAAGACAGCAUAUGCCUAUUUCCAAUGAACAGCAGAUAGAUCAAUUAUCAACUGCUUUGGGUCAGUAGACAUAUCCGGUGUGAAGAGCGCCGAGGAUCCCAAGGUGGUUGAGCAAGUGAAGGACUGAAGAGAAUGUUAGCCUGAUUCUUUUCCUGGAAAGCAUCGGGCACCGCCGCUGGCAAUGAUUGCUGCAGUAGCCGACACUGCCACAUGGAAGAAAAGAGCUCAAGGAUUUUGAUUUCAGCGAAGUGCUGUUGGUUUGGAACGGAGGGGAAUAAUUCACCUGGGGAAGUGGUGGCCAAAUUCCUCUACGAACAGAGGAAGGGGAUGGGAGACAUUCUGAUUGCAGUUCAGAGGGUACCAAGAUGAUCAAUUGUCAUUUACUUGCUUUCAAAUUGUUUUUAAUGUUUUACAAUUUCCCUUCAGUUUGGGAAUUUAGUUCAAUAUAAUGAAUGAUUAGUUUUAA